Octopus bimaculoides (California two-spot octopus) is the source of this 2747-nucleotide messenger RNA. RefSeq lists its product as uncharacterized. Lineage: Eukaryota; Metazoa; Mollusca; Cephalopoda; Octopoda; Octopodidae. Gene Ontology annotation, molecular function: DNA-binding transcription factor activity, RNA polymerase II-specific. Gene Ontology annotation, cellular component: nucleus. Gene Ontology annotation, biological process: regulation of transcription by RNA polymerase II. The record is from RefSeq and is a predicted model, not a curated record.
GACUCGCUUGUGUUAGUGUCAAACAAAAUGUCUAAUAUUUUUAACUAUGGUCCUUUGCGUUCUACGUUCAAAUUCCGCGACUGGAGUCAACUUUGUCGUUCAUCUUUCAACGGGAAUUGGGAGGGGUCUACAAAACAGUCAAGUACACAGAAACGAUGGAAUACUCUAAUACAAAGCAUUCUAGAAAAGAAAAGAAUUACAAAAUAAGACUAAGACCACAGAGGAACACCGUACGAUCUCCUAGAAAUAACAGUCAACUCUCCCUCAAAUACCACUAACGUCUUACUACAUUUUGUUUUAUAACAGUGCACUGUUUAAAUUUUUUAAAAAGUGACUUGAGGGUCACGAUUGGAAUACCUUAGAUUAUGGGUUUGCUUAAUUGGAGCAGACUCCAGGGUAAAAGAGCAACCACCUUCGUUGGUUGAUGCUGUGCUGAAGUGUAUUACCAAAAUAUUAGCUGCUCCACGUCACCCAAGUGCCUUUAUCUCCAACACUACAUAUUGACUAACUUCUUUCCUCUCUCUGUAUGUAUAUAUAUAUAUAUAUACAUACAUAUACGUAUAGACACACAUAUCUAUUACCAACUUUGGGCUAAUCCACUCUCAUGUUUCUACAGAGUUGUGUUCUUGUUCUUAUCACAACUGUUUGAGAUAGCUGAGAGGAAUGAAAUCAAAGCAGACUAUUUGGAAGAGGUUCUAUUUGUGUUGUCAUGUUAUUCAAUUCACAAAGUCAACUGACUCCUGUUAAUGUUUGCUGAUACUACUACUACUACUACUUUUUUAAAUCUUUAGUUAUGGUAGCUGUCAGCAUUUUGUUAUGAACUAUUUUUAAAAGUUAUAUAUAUGAAGUUUUAUAAAGAAAAAUUAUACAGAGUGUGACUAACCAGUAAUUAGGGAAGAAAGCAACCUAAUGAACAUUUUAUUUUCAUUAGACAAAACUAAUUACUAUGAAGACAAUAUUUAACCCCGUUUCACUGUAGAAAGCCAGGGGUCAGUUUUUUGUUUUCUAAGAUCUCAAUUAUUUGUAUGUUUCUGGAUUUUCUACCUUGUCACCAAUGAAUAAUCUUAUGCCCAGUACUGCGACUUUGAUCCAUUGUGAUGUGCAGGAUUUAGAAACAGCUGCCACUAUAGUUCACCUGAAUACAACUGCUGCCACUGCAUCUGUCAAUGAUAAGACAGCAGUAUGCAAUAUUUGUGGCAAAAUUUUCAGCCGUCACAAUCUGGAGCGCCAUAAACGCACUCAUCGCGGUGAGAAGCUCUUUACAUGUUUGAUCUGUGAUCGCAGUUUCUCCCAGAAAUCACAUCUCACUGUGCAUGAGCGGAUACAUACUGGAGUACGCCCAUUCAAGUGCAAUAUAUGUGGGUGUGCAUUUUCACGGAAAGAUUACCUCGUACGGCACACACGUACACAACACAGUGGCAAAGUGUACAACAUCAACAACCAAAUAAUUGCCACACCCCAAGCAGCUCCUGUGAAGAAAAAUCGGGUCAAAAAGAGUAAUAAGAAUAACAAUGCAAACCUACAUAUUAGUAAUGCAGUGAGGUCCAGUGAUCCUGUUUAUCCUCAACAACAACAACAACAACAUCAAGUUAUCUCCAACCAGAUUGCACCAGUAACGUCGAAUCCACCAUUUGACUGUGAAGAAUGCUGGCGAGAAUACAACCAAUCACAAGCCAUUGGUCUACAAAAGCAAGGUCAGUUUUCUGCAUCCUCUGGGCAUAUUCCAGUCCUGCCAUGUGUAUGUGACAUUUGUGGUAAAGGAUUCUCAACAACAGGCAAGCUCUCCACUCACAGUAAGAUACACUCACGCCCUAAAUUGUUCAACUGUGAUGUCUGCAACAAAGCAUUUUCCCGGCGUGAUCACCUACGUGUCCAUAAACGCAUUCACUCUGGAGAGAGGCCUUUCAAGUGUGAACUGUGUGGCUAUGCCUUUACACGGAUCGACCAUCUGGAAAGACACAAGCGGCCAAAUAAAGGGGUCAGAAAAUUGAGUUGUGUACCUCGUAUCAGUGUUGUUGCAGAAGAAGGGACUUCAGCUGCUGUGACUGUAGAAACUGAACAAAAUGGAGAGCAAGUCGCAGUGACAGCUGCUGCUGCUGCUCACCAUGGCAAUGGCAAUGCAACAACUAUAACUACCUUAACCAAUGUGCCCCAUCACAUCACUGUACAACCACAUCCAGGCAAUGUACUCUACCACACUAAUCUUGCUCCUCAGAUCAGUGUUGCUUACCACCCUGCUGUACAGCAGAUGGACGUCUAUCACACAGAUGUGCACAAUUAAAUUCUAUAUUUUCCCCUUUCCUUUCUAAUUUUCUCACUCUCCCUCCUUACUAUUUCUCUGUACACUUUCUCCUUUUUUUUUUGUAAUUCCACAGUAUCUUUUCUCCUCAGUAUUACACACAUACUUUUCCUUUCAUACUCAUGUCUAUACUCUCUCUCUCUCUUUCUCUCCCUUCUUAUUCAACAUAUUCUUUCAUUUUCCAUAAGAUGUCUGGCACACCUUUUCAGAAGUUAUGUUCUCAACACUACCCACUCAACCUUCACUACCCAUAGCAAGGCAAAAACUUCACUGUAUCCUACAUACAUCUGACUAGAUUCUCAUUUACUCAUGAAAUACACCUCUUCCACUAAACUCCAUCAACACAAUAAGGUUCUGUACCUUUAUAGUCAUGAUUCAAAAGAGUGGUUAGUGGUAUAUUUGGUCUCCUGAGCAUGUCCAAUUUAUCCCAUAAACACACAUGCAUUUU